AUGUACUGCUGGCCUGCCAGUAGCGAUAUGGCAUACCCUAAUACAACACUGUUUUUACAGGCCGUUAGUCCCCCAUACCAGAAGCUACUGGAUGACCAUGAGGUUGGACAAAUUGAGGGCACUAUCGAGCACACGUUCAAGGUCAAGACACUCCUUCGACGCGCCUUUAGCCUUGGGUCAUCCAGCUUUGAGCGAUUAGAAGCCGCUUUUGAGCAAAAGACGGCAACAGUCAACACAAAGAGUGCAUCGAAUGGCGGGAAAUGGCCGGGCAACUUGAAAGCCCCCAAGGCCUUGACAGAUGCGUUUGAGGCAUUGAUAGGGGCUGUACUUAUGGAUUUCGAGUUGAAAAUAAUGGGAUCCAAUACAGCAUUCUUGGUAGCGAUGGUACCUUUGGCCCCAACGCUUUUUGUAGUCGACUCAUCUAUGGAUGGGCACACUCCCACUUUAACCCGACAGUCGCCCCUUCUUGAACCGUGGUUAAGCUUUACCACUGUUCCUGACAAGUCCAAGGCCUGGCGCACUAAUGCCCUCGUCCCCGAUGGUCGAUGGAGAGCCUGCACAGGCAUUUUGGUAGUCACAUCACUCAAGGCUUUUGGCCAAACCCAGUGCUUCAGCAGAAGCAUAGAAGCGGUCGAACGGUUGGAAGCGACUAACUUUCAACCAUUCCCUAGUGGAGCAGCACCGCAGACGUUUCCUAACGGUUGCAACUACUCUACCUUGGGAUAUCUUUUUCAUCUCCUCCUCCUCAUCAGCAUCAACACCAACAUCAAUACCAGCAGCAACAUCCACAGCAAUAUCAUCAAAUCAUCAAUAUCAGCGUCAUCAGAAUCAACAAUAUCAACAUCAUCAAUCAUCAAUCAUCAAUUACCAAUAUCAUCGUCACCAAUAUCAUCGACAUCAACAUCAACAUCAUCACAAUGA
This is a messenger RNA of Lobosporangium transversale, 921 nucleotides long. RefSeq lists its product as hypothetical. Gene Ontology annotation, molecular function: ribonuclease III activity. Lineage: Eukaryota; Fungi; Mortierellomycota; Mortierellomycetes; Mortierellales; Mortierellaceae. Gene Ontology annotation, biological process: RNA processing. The record is from RefSeq and is a predicted model, not a curated record. The transcript is spliced from 3 exons. Bases 1 to 921 code for a protein of 306 amino acids.